UCCGUUUCCGCCGGCUCAGGCAGUCUGCCCGGGCAGCAAGAGGGUCCUGUCCCUCUCCCUUCUCGACAGGCAGUGCAGCGGGCCAGCCCGGGCUCUCAGGACCCGGUUGUUAGGAGCCGAGGCAAGAUGGCGGACGUGCUGAGCGUACUGCGUCAAUACAACAUCCAGAAGAAGGAGAUUGUGGUGAAAGGGGACGAGGUCAUCUUCGGAGAGUUCUCCUGGCCGAAGAAUGUGAAGACGAAUUAUGUGAUCUGGGGGACGGGAAAAGAAGGUCAGCCGAGGGAGUAUUAUACUUUGGAUUCCAUAUUGUUUCUGCUUAACAAUGUUCACCUCUCCCAUCCUGUAUAUGUGCGACGUGCUGCAACAGAGAAUAUUCCUGUAGUUCGAAGGCCAGACAGAAAGGAUCUACUUAGCUACUUAAAUGGUGAAACAUCAACAUCUGCAAGUAUAGACAGAAGUGCACCUCUAGAAAUUGGUUUGCAACGGUCAACACAAGUAAAAAGAGCAGCUGAAGAAAUAUCAUCAGAGUUAAAGAAACCCAGGAUAGAGGAUGAAGAACGUGUACGACUUGACAAAGAGCGUUUGGCAGCUCGUUUGGAAGGCCACAAAGAGGGCAUUGUACAGACAGAGCAAAUUAGGUCAUUGUCAGAGGCGAUGUCUGUGGAAAAGAUUGCUGCUAUUAAAGCCAAAAUUAUGGCAAAGAAACGUUCCACUAUCAAGACAGAUCUGGAUGACGACAUUGCAGCUUUAAAGCAAAGAAGUUUUGUAGAUUCUGAAGUAGACGUAACCAGAGAUAUUGUCAGCAGAGAGAGAGUAUGGCGAACAAGAACUACCAUUCUCCAAAGCACUGGAAAGAAUUUUUCCAAGAACAUAUUUGCAAUUUUACAAUCAGUAAAAGCUCGGGAAGAAGGACGAGCACCAGAACAGAGACCCCCACAAAAUGUAAUACAACCGGAUCCAGCAUUGCGAAAUAAACAGCCUAUUCCAGCAGCAUACAACAGAUAUGAUCAGGAAAGAUUUGCGAAGAAGGAAGAAACUGAAGGUUUCAAGAUUGAUACAAUGGGCACCUACCAUGGUAUGACACUCAAAUCUGUGACGGAAGGUGCUUCUGCUCGAAAGGCUCAAACUCCUGCUGUUCAACCUGUCCCACGACCAGAAUUAGAACAGGACACAGUGGAGGAGUUGAUGGCUGAGUGCAAUUAUUGA
Messenger RNA from Rhincodon typus (whale shark), 1206 nucleotides. RefSeq names its product cell division cycle 73, Paf1/RNA polymerase II complex component, homolog (S. cerevisiae) (gene cdc73). The coding region runs from base 127 to 1206 and encodes 359 amino acids. Gene Ontology annotation, cellular component: Cdc73/Paf1 complex. Lineage: Eukaryota; Metazoa; Chordata; Chondrichthyes; Orectolobiformes; Rhincodontidae. Gene Ontology annotation, molecular function: RNA polymerase II complex binding. Gene Ontology annotation, biological process: transcription elongation by RNA polymerase II; positive regulation of transcription elongation by RNA polymerase II. The record is from RefSeq and is a predicted model, not a curated record. The transcript is spliced from 12 exons.